UCCUGCUUCUGCCUAAUAAUAAAAAUAAUUGAAACCAGUGCAAAUCGAGACGUUAAACAGGCGGUGUUGGUCGCUGGUUUGGUCGUGUCGUGUUAUGUUUUUUGUUUUACUUUGCCGUUUAAAUCGUUUUGAAAUUGUAUAUGAAAAGAAAAAAAAAAAAGACAAAAAAAUAUAUCUACAGAAAAAGAGAAAUUCCAAGAAAUAUAAAUUGAAAAUUAUUUAAUUAAACAAAAAGUACGUGACCCGCAUAUUAAAAAAUAAAAUUGAAAAGAAAACAACAAAACUACAUUUCCUUUUGCCAUGUAUGAUGGAGUGGAGUGUGAAUAAAAACGCCCCGAAAAAAAUAAAUGAAUUAAAAGAUAAACAAAAUCAACGGCAGCGGAUAUAAAAUGCAGCAACAACAAAAUUAAAGCCAGACAAAAACAAAGAAAGAAAAGUAAAUUUAAUAAAGCCAAACAAACAACAACAACUACUAACUAGCAAAUAAAUUACAAAAAGAAAGAGUGCAAUUUUCUUCUUUACACUUUUUUAUUACAACAAGAAAAAUGCGAAUAAAUUAUUACACAGGUGUGGAACGCGUAUAAAGAGAAGAAACAAAACUGAAAACUAUGUAAAAAAUGCUAAUAGAUAACUACCUAUAAGGAACUAAUAAACACACAAAAACAAAACAAGAAGCUAAAAAUCAAGUAUUUUUCCAAUGCAUUAUUUAUUGUAAGAAUAAACCCAAGUAAAAAUUAACAACAACAAUUUAUGUGCCAUAAUUGAAAAAAAAAAACUAAAAUUAAAGAUUUAGGUAUAACAAAAAAUAAAUAUAAAUCACAUAUUAUAUACCUACAUAUUCCUAAAGAAAAAAAAAACAAAACAUAAAAGCUUUAACAAAAAUUAUUUAUAAAAAAUAUAUACCUACCAACAUAUAUUUAUUUUAAUAUUAAAGAAAAUUAAAUAUAAAAAAACAUAAAGCAAAACAAAGGAAAAUCGUUAAUCUAACUACAAAAAAAAACUUAACUACUUAACUGAGACAAAGGUGUCAAAAUUAUAACACCAGUAACGAGAACAAGCAGCAAACCCCCUCGAAAAAAAAAAAUAACAAGAGAAAGAAAAGAGAACUCAUCACAGCUUCUCUCACUUACGGCAAAACAGCAAAAAAGAAAAAAAACAAAACCAACAAAUUUGACAAAGUGUAAACAUUGUAUUCAUAACAGUAUUAUUAACACAUAACCCCCCCCAACAUCACUUUGCCAACGCCAUCAUCUGAACUCGGAGCAUUAACGCCGCCGCCAACAACAACAACACAACCACCACCAUCAACAUAGAGCUAUUUAUUCUGUGUGUUUGUUGCUUCAUACUCAUCACCGCAAAUCACUCUGACAACUGUAAACAUCAACAACAAAAACAACUGCUACUCACCUAACAGCUGUUGAGCUGUUGUUUAUCAACGACAAAAAGAGCGUCCCCCCAACCAAGAAGACUUGGACUUGGCAAAAAAAGCGAGAGUGUUUUUAACACCAUCACCAACCAUUGUUAUUGCUGUUGACAUCAUCAUCAUCAUCGCCAUCAUCCUCGUUCGUCAUUCUUGCAGUGGAGAUAAUACAACAACAAGGGCUACUGACGACGACUACACCCAGUGAAACGACAUUUCUUUACAACCUCGAAUAGCAACACAUUACAUUGUUACAACGCCAGCCGAGAGAAAAGUCAUAGACCCCCCACAUGAACACAGAGAGUAAAGUGAGAAGAGAAAACAAAAAGAAAAAAACCAACCCCACACACACACACCAUAGAUUUGUGCGUGUGCAUGUUUGAACCGUCUGGCUUGAUUCGUUUAACACAUAACAGCUUCGGUACUGUGUGUCGUGACUCCUUCGGCGGCAGCAACAACUACAACAACCACGACUACCCUUUAACACAUGAAACAAACACACACAAUCGAGUUGUGUACGGUUUUCGUGGUCUUUCCAUUCGUUCGUUAGGUGUUCGUGUGCGUUAGGUCUUUUCCUGUUGUGUGACGUAGUCAGUCAAUCCCCAUUGUUUUGUCCCAAAGAGAGGAAGGGCCAAAUCGUACUGUGUUCUUUUUUUUUUUUUUUUUGAUUUGGACUGUGGAGUGUGUUUUGUUAAGUUAGUUGUGAUUUGAAAUUCUUUAACAUGUGGAUUUGUGUGUGAUUGUCUGUCCUUCCGGAUCAGCAUUGAAGACGGAACCUGAAAAAAAAAACAUUUAUAUGCCUCCAUCCCAUACUGUGUAUAUGUCUAUGUGUGUAAUCUGUGUGAACAUUUACCAAACGAGACAUCAACACUCAGCUUGAAAGCAAAAUAAGAAGAAAAUCUGCCAACAAAAAAGCAGCAUUUAAGAACUCACUAACCCACAUACAAAAAAAAAAAAAAAGAAGCACAAAACAAGCUAAACAGAGAACAACAGAGAAACUGACUGCCACACUCAACCAAGCAGACUGGCAAACCAACAACAAACAGUAGCUACCACACUAGAGGAGGAUAUCAUCAGGCACUUGCUUGCUUGUCAGUUUGGCUGUGUGUGAAAUUGUGCAAAGAAGGAAGUUGAAAUAAACAGAGGAGAGAAACAACAACACGACAAUAUCAAAACAAAGCUUCACGCGGUUACAACGUCAUUGGUGUUUCCCAAACGUUUGUGGGCCAAAAGCGUAAAAAAAACUCGAACACACAAGUCAGACGGGCAGACAGACAGACUAAGGCAAAGCGACCUUGGUAAACACAAACAAGAGCCGCCGCCGUCACUACCAUCGCAUCACCACCACCAACCACCACCUGUAAGCCAACAGCUUGUGUGGGUCAUCAAAUAGCAACAACAAGAAGAAAAAGCUUGCGGAUUUCGUUUUUUCUGUCUUUUUGUUUGUAUUCGUAUCUUUAUCCCUCAAAAUGUCCUGCAUCUCUAGUAAUUUCAGCUCAUUCUUCCUGAAUUCCCUCAAUGAUCCAUCGGAAUUUUCAAAAUACCUAAGCAAUGGCGAGUUGAGAUUUUCCUCAUUUGAGGAUUUUCAAGUUUACAACAAUAGUUCGCCACAACAAUACCAGCAACAACAACAGCCCCAGCCACAUUAUCACAUGAAUGGCACAGAUGUGGCUACCGAUGAUAAUAAUUCGAAUUUGGAAAAUACUCAGCCGCAACCUGGACAACAUUAUGCCGGAGGCAGCUAUCAGCAACAACAGCAGCAUCCGCAACAGGCCCAUGCCAGUAUGCAUGCUCCCCAUGGCGUGGGUAAUUCAUCUACACAUCCCUUAAUGCAUCUACAACAACAUCAACAAAGAUGGACUCCCCAUGCCCCAGCAAAUGGGCCACAUCAUGGCGGGGCAGCUACUACCGGCUCGACUGGACAUCAGCAACAGCAACAACACUUUGAUGGUUCCUUUGAAUUUAUGAAGUAUUUACGUCACUCCAACGAAUACAAUGAAACCAAUGCCCAUGACCCAAAUCAGCGUUUGUCCUCCCACCCUCAUCAUCAUCAUCAGCCACAUAAUGGCAAUGCUUCCAGUGGUGCCGUUGGCGGUCCUGGACCAACAGCCAUUGGCACCAAACCUGAACCAUCCCUAAAUGCCAACAAUUCCAGUCUUAUCGAUUUGGAUACGACACCCCAUAAAGUUUCACGUUCCUCGCGCAAAACUCCCGCCAACAGCAGUAACUCGAACAGCAGCAACAGCAAUUCGACAAGUAAUCAUCAUCCACCCACACCCAUGGCAGUGGAUGUCUACGAUCAUGAUUCCAAACAUAUGCUGUACGAUAUGCAUCACAUGAAUUCGGCCCACAGUUCCAAUUCCAAUGAAUCUUCCAUGGAGUUAUCCUCGCUGACGUAUCCCAAUUCCCAUUUGAAUGCUUCCAAUUCGAAUACUUCCUCCGAGGGUGGGGGCAACACUCAAGGUCACAGUGACUUUUCUAUGCUGGGUGUUGGUGGUGCCGGCGCAGGCUCCUCCACAACAUCAUCAUCAUCGGGCAAUCCCGAUGCCGCAGCCGCCUCACCUGCGGCGCCCAAACCUUUGGCCACAUUCACCAUUGUUGAGAAUUUCGAAGCGCAUCCCUCGCACAAAGUGGAGGAGGGCAUAUUCCAGCACAUGAACAAAUUGCCAACCAAGAAGAAAGAGAAUCUCAAACAGUUGGGUGUACGUUUUACCGGUCAAAUGACACUCAACGAUAAAUCGAUAAUUGUGGAGAACUUUAUUAAAUUCUGUCAGGAAUAUGAUAUACAAGAUCAUCGACCGUUUCUAUCACUCAAUCAAAGUGGCCUAAAUAAACCUGAUCAAAUAAAAUUUGCCCGCUAUCUUGGACAAGGUUUACCAACGUUUACAUUAUUUUGCAUUUAUAGUAAUUUUAAAAAUUUGUUUUGCACAAAACGUACCGAGAACUACACAAAGGAUGGCUAUAAUUUGCCUUAUAUUUUAGAGAAAACUAAGAGCUUCCUAGCAAACACUGCAGCGGAUCUGAAAAAUAUUCUCAAUCAACAGUCAAAUGACAGCAUGGAUUUCCUUGUGGCUCCGGCAUCUACAACAGGGACGACAUCGGCAACCAUCGCACCAACAAGUGGAUCAGUGACAACAUUGUCCUUAAAUCUAAAUAAUAACAAUGGCCAUACCAAUGGCCCCCUGAAUGUGUUACAACCACCACCUUUGAUACCAGCACAGUCACAGCAGCAACAACAACAACAUCCCACAACAUCUACCCUUAUGGACUUUAAUCAGAACAGUAACCAAGCAAUGUUGCCACCAACUGCAAUCAAUGGACCACAGCCAGCCCCAACCAGACCUCUGGAAAAUCUUAUGAUCUUCGAUAAUUUCGAUGUUCAUGAGACGCAUCGCAUUGAGGAUGGAAUUUGUACCCAAUUGUCCAGGUUACCACCCAAAAAACAGGAAUUACUAAAACAGUUCGGUAUUCAAACAAAUCAGACUGUAACGUAUUAUGAAAAGUAUAUUCUCAUCGAAAAUUUCAACAGAUUUUGCAAUGAAUAUAAGGUGGCCGAUCAUAGACCCUUUUUGGAUUUAUCGGAGAGCGGUUUACCCAAGUCCGAACAACUUAAGUUCAUACGGUAUCUGGGACAGGGACUACCCAAUUUGACAUUAAACAAAAUCUACUUGGUUUUCAAGGACAUCCUAGGCUUAAGCAGAAUAGAAAAAAUGGCCAUAGAGGGCUAUAACUUAGAUGCAAUAUUAAAAAAGAAAAAGCGUAAUUUAUACAAUAGAAUGACAGCAGCAGCAGUGCACAAAGAAUGUAAUCCAGAUGCCAAUACACCCGCAUUACCAACAACAGCAACGGCAACCAUCGCGAAACCAUCAUCAGUUCCAGUGGUAGCAGCUAAUAUUAUGCCAGCACCGGCAUUAACACCUGUCUAUCAACAGGAAUCGUAUAAAACUUAACGUUGGUGUUCAUUUUUGAAUAAUUUUUUUAAAUAUUUAAUAAUUAAAUAUCUAAUUGUUAUUUAAAUGAAUUCCUCCUCCUCCUUCCCCCAGUUUGAAGCAAACUUUCCGGAACUGGACCAGUAACUGUUGUGUCUUGAAAACGAUGAAGCAAAAGAAACAAAACAAAAUUAAUUAAUUAAUGUAUUUAGACAGACGAAGAAUGUGAACAAAAAUAAUCUUAAAAAAUUAAGGACUUCAGAAUCAACAUUAAAGUUAUUGAAAAUAAGAAACUCCAAACUAAUCAAACAAAGUGCUAAAUUAAAAAUAAAAACUUUUUCAAAAGAAAUGAAAUCAAAAUUAAAGGGAAUAAUAAAUUACUAUUGAAUAAAGAUCAAAUCGAAACAUUGAACAAAAUUAAAGAUUUAAAAAAUCUUAGCUAAUUGAGUAAUAUAUGAUUAUAUAAUGAAACACCACUUUAUGUUGUGCCAAACAAAAUUUCAUUCAGUUUAACAUUUUUUAAAGAAAAAAAAAUAUACCAAAUACUCGUAUUGUGACUGAAUUCCAUUAGAACAGAAAACAGCUGAUUAAAAAUUAGCUGACCAAACUUUAAACUGACAAAAUUCUCAUAAUUAGGUCUGCCUGGGUGCCUAAAAAUCUUAACAAUUGUUAUUGGAAGUCCUCUGUUAAUACUAAAGUGCAUCUAAAGAGAGACACUUGAGAGAGAAAUUUUGAUAAUUCUUUUACAGAGAGUUUGUAAAUUCUUGCCGGACCAAUGUCUGUUUGUAAACAUUUGCAAAUUUUCUUAUAGCGUAUUUAUACUAUUGAAGAUAAAACCACUGGGUUUAAUAGAUUCAGUGGUUUAAUACACCCUUACAUGACAGAAGAAUACAGAUAGAUGCAUUAACGCUUGGAAGCAUUGACAGUUCAAUGUCCCAGCAGCCUAUAUUCUUCUACCAUGCACCCUUAGCAGAAUAUAAAUAUCACUCAGCCGAUGUUUAUUUACAUUUACUUGUGUACAUCUACGAAAAACUUGUGUAUCAAACCAGUAAGGAAAAGUCGAAAGUCGGGCGGGGGCGACUAUAUGAUACCCUACACCACUAGGCAUGUUUAAUAGAGCUCCCAUAAAAAAUGAAUUUAUUUGAAGUAGAUCAUACCACCUAUCAACAACCGAUUUCCACCAAAUUUGAUGUACUAGAAGCAAGUGAAUUCGAUGACUGAAUUCGGUUGGAUGUACCAAAAUUCAGGACUUUCGGACAGAUAUACGCCUUAUGCAGGGUGAGAUAAAAAACUGCAACAAAGUCAAACGCCAUUAUUUUUACAUUUUUUUUUUAAUUUUGUUGAAUGAAAGCAAAAAAUGUCGGAAAUAGCAUCAAAUGUUAGAAUAAGUUUAGAUUUGUUCGAAUUGGACACCUUUGGCACGAAUUAUAGCCCUCAAACGGACAAUGAAACCGUCACACGCUGCCCGAAAGUUGCUGUGGGGUAUUUUGGUCCAUUCCCGACGAAGCUUUUGCUUGAGAUGAUCGACACUUUGAUAUUUUUAGUGCCAACCUUGCUUUCCAAAAUACUCCAGACGCAAUAGUCCAACGGAUUGGUAUCCGGAGAUUUUGGUGUCCAUUUUGCGCUGAAGCGAGGAACCUCAUUUUGUAACAAUUCUUGGGUGGCGCGUGCUGAGUGCGAUGGUGCUGAGUCCUGUUGGAAUGUCCAAGGUCUGCGGACAAAAUGUUUGCGUGCCCAAGGCUUUAAUACACCCUCCAGAAUAUUUUCGCGACAAUAUUCGGCAUUUAUUCUGAUGUCACGGACGAUUAACGCGAGCGGAGAGCCACCAUCGGCUGUUAUGGCGGCCCACACCAUCACCGUGGCCGGCGCUUGAGUUUUGGUGGCCAACUGAAGGUGCACAUUUUCAGCUGACCUCUUUGGCACGUAAAUACGAUCAUUUUGUUUGUUUACAAACUGCCGGACAACGAAUGUUUUCUCAUCGGAGAAAACCAAAUUCGGCAGUUCAACCAAAGAGAAAACCAAAAUACCAGUAUCACGUUAACGAGCGAUGGUACGAAACACAAAAGAUGUAUCCACAUUUAAAUGCGGGAGUGAUCUAACGAUAGCCACUUGUGGUUUUCCAGCCAAAUAUAAAGAAGUCACACUAUCACGCUUGAAUUACAUCAAUAAUAAUUUUUUCUGGAAAAUUCUCACCAAAAUGCUUCUGUAGCCUGAAAUUGGUUGCAGUUUUUCCAUCUCACCCUGUAUAUGGGAGCUAUAGCUAUAUCUGAACCGAUUUUCACCAAAUUUGAUGCACUUCCUUCUAGACAGAAUUCGGUCGGAAGUGCCAACAUUCAGGUCAUUUUGACUGAUAUUGGCCAUUUGGUGCACAAUUAACCCGAAAUCGGUUGAAGAUUUAUAUGGGAGCUAUAUCCAAAUCUGAUCCGAUUAUCACUAAUUUCGAUCGUCUUUGGCCGAACAAAUAUUGUUCGGAAAAUUUCAUCUCAAUCGGAUAAUUUAUGCGACCUGACAUUCAUAAAUCGAGUCAGAAGGUGAUUAUAUGAAGAUCCUCAAAAGUAGCUGUGGGUCCAUCGCGCUUCCUUCUCCAUGUUACAAACAAAUGCACAAAGACAUAAUACCCUUACUGCUAUAUGGUGUAGGGUAUAAAAACCUAAUAUAUGGGGUAUCAAAGAUUCCGUGCCGGAUUUAAAAUAAAAUAAAUAGAGAAGAUAUAUUUUUGUUUGGUAAAUCUGUUUAAACAAAUCCAGUUUAAAGAGUAAAUCCUGAUAAUGUGGGUUAAUCUGGAUAACAUUUUGUAUCUAAACCCGCUAUAAGAAUUCCAAGACAAAGGGUAAUAUGAGAAACAAUAUCGACAGUCACAAAUCGGUAGACAGUUAAUGUUAAUUUUUUUAAUUAAACCAUAAUUUUGUAUCUCAAUUUUCAUCCGCAAUUGAUUUGACACACAUAGCACAAGACUUUCCUCUUCUAUACUGAAUUAACCGAUGUGUAAGUAUUUGCAGGCAUUGUAUAAUGAUGUAAUCAAAAACAAAAACUUCUAGUUCCAAUUAAGCAUUGUUAUAAAUAAAAGAAAUGAAAAAACACCAUAACAUAGUAAAAACCAAAAUUAAAAAUAAAAUACUCAAAAAUAAAAACUAAAAAAAAGUAGCUAUAAGAAAUACCUAUACAACCAAAUGAUUAACAUAAUAUUCCUAUAUACACACAGAACUCUAAAAUGACAAAAGAAAAGAAAUUAUGAAAUAACUUUAUCUUUUUAGAUAUACAAUUAAAAAAAUUAUUAAAUAUAAAACAAAUAAGAAUUAUAUAUACAUACAUUAUGCCAUAUAAGAACUUCAAUGACAUGUCUUAAAGAAAAAAAAAGAGUAACCGCAAUCAAGAAACGACAAAACUUCCAAAUGAUAUAGCGCAGUGUAUUCAGGAUACGUGGUCAUGCAAUGGAAAAGGAAAUUACAUUUUUAGAUACACAACUAACUAGCAUAUACCUAUAUUAACUAAAAGUAUAUAUAUAUAUACAUAUAAACAUAUGGAACUUUAGGAACAACAAAUACAAACCUAACCAAUAAUAGUACGUCAUAUUACUACAACCACUACAGAUACUAUGCAUAAUAUUAUAAUUAUUAUAUAAAUUCAGUAAAAAUAUUCCUUAUCCAUACAUAUAUACAACCAACAUAUACAUAAAUAUAAAUAUUUAAGUAAUUAUACGUAUUUAUUUGACAAGCCACAAAACACACUGAAAUACCAUGCAACAAGA
This is a messenger RNA of Musca domestica (house fly), 9097 nucleotides long. Its product is annotated as G-box-binding factor. The record is from RefSeq and is a predicted model, not a curated record. The transcript has 8 exons. Lineage: Eukaryota; Metazoa; Arthropoda; Insecta; Diptera; Muscidae. Bases 2890 to 5370 code for a protein of 826 amino acids.